AUGGAUUCAUCAGGUUGGUGGAUUAUAAGUGGUAAUUAUAAUGGAUUGUAAUUGUCUACUUGCGAUGGUUCGAGAUUAUUUGGAGGAUUUAAUGCAUUUGCAGCCAAUACAAUAAUAUCUAAGCACUUUUCAUUACCUUCUCAUUACUAAAUCAAAGUUUCCUUUGAACUUUGGAAAAUUGAUAGUUGGGAUGAUGAAACUAUCUUUAUUUUUGUGGAUGAUAAUCUAACGACAAGAAAAUAUCUUCCUAAUGCUGGAAUCGAAUUAUGUGGAGUGGGAGAGAACUAUGCAUGGUAUGAGAUAGCUGUACCUAUUACAAUUUAAAUGUAUCAUAGUUCAGAAACAUUAAUGGUAAUAAUGACCACAAAUCUUGAUGAACCUCCUGCUACAGAAAGUUGGGGACUUAGAGACUUUAAGUUGCAAGUAGUGAAAUGUCCUUCGGGAUGUUAAUAUUGUUCAGACAAUGAUUAUAAUAAUUGUUAUUAAUGGAUUGGUAUUAUAUCAUUGUGGCAUGAAUCAAUUUUACUUGAUGGAUGGAUGAAAAAUGAUAAUUUCUAACCUGCAACAUCUUAAUGUGUAACUUUUAAUCUUGUUGGAGGAUAUCUUAAUUUAGCACCAAAUGAUAAAUUAGAAACAAUUAUAGAUUUAAGCCUUCAUUCUCAUUUUUAAGUUUAAAUAACUGUAUAACUUUGGAAAAUUGAUAUUUGGAAUAAUGAAAACUUUUAGUUAUUGGUAGAUGAUUAAAUUUAGAAUUAAGCUGUUUUAUCUACUACAGGUACUUAUUCUAUUUGUGGAUCUACUGGAUAAGAAAAUAUAUAUAAUAUUGUAGUUAAUUUACCUCAUACAUCAUCAUCAUGUAAAAUAACAAUGCAGACCAAUCAUAAUGUAGCAACUACAAAUGCAUAUUGGGGAAUAAGGGCAUUCAAUAUUUAUCUUGCAAAAUGUUAAAAUGGUUGUGAUGAAUGUGUUGGUCCUUUAAAAACAGAAUUUACUGUUUGUUCAAGUGGGUGGGAGUUUUACGAUAAUAUAUGCACUAAUUCUUCUCCGAUGUUGGGUAUAACCAUCCGAAUUACUUAAAUUAAAGAUCCAAAGUCACAUGAAAGGAUUCCUAUGGAGAUCAAUCUAUUAGAAACUAAUUAAUAAAUAGUCACUUAAGGAACAUUUACAUAUACAAUUAAUAAUAAUAUAUCAAUAUUGAAUAUUAGAGUCUAUGCAAAAUGCUAUCCUAAUAAAAAAAUGAAAAGUUAUUUUAUAAAAUGCUUCGAAUGUUAACCUUAAAACUAAUAUUAGUUUUAGCAUUAUUGUUAUGGAGCUAUAAAUUCUAUAAUUUACAAUGCCAGAUUUCAAUAAACUACAGGUUCAGAAUAAGAGUUGAUAAUAAAUACAUCUGAUACCGAAUGUUCAAUUUAUUAAGUAGUAAAUGUUGGAAGCGAGUUACUUCAAAUUAAACUAUUAGAAAUUUUAUAACUAGAUAUUUGA
Paramecium tetraurelia is the source of this 1479-nucleotide messenger RNA. RefSeq lists its product as uncharacterized. The transcript has 5 exons. The record is from RefSeq and is a predicted model, not a curated record. NCBI's taxonomy places the organism in Eukaryota, Ciliophora, Oligohymenophorea, Peniculida, Parameciidae.